CUCAAAUUUACUGCACCAGAAAGAGCUAAAGCGGAACGGAACAGAACUUUUCCGUCUCUCUGCCGCCGACCUCACAGAAUCUGCCGGUACUGAGAGCGAUAGAGAGAUGAAGGCAAAGGAGGCGACGGGCCCAAUCAGGCAGUUCGGACAACGCCCCCUUCAGCCGAUCUUCCACCGUAGUUCCAGAUGCAAAGAGGUCAAUGAAAACCAGGGCACCAAGAUAUCCAAGCCCAGCAUAUCUCUGUCGGAAUUUUUGGAUAGAAAAAUAAGCAAAACGAUGCCGCAGAAAUCAAUGCAGGGCAAGGAGGCCGGUUUCCCUUCUCUAGGUGGGCGAGCGAAAUCAUUGACAGGAAAAACUGAGGUCGCAGGACAGAGUGUUCUUCUUGAUGGUCGUGCUUUUAGAUGCUCUGGAGUUGGCGGCAAGACCGCUGAUGAAGAUGAAGCAAUACGUAGUUCAGACCUUGAUCUCAUUUGUGAACUUGCUGGGGCAGAUGAGCAGGAUCUGAGGAAAACAAAGAGACCAAGGACCGAAGGUGAAGGGAGGAAACUUCCAGCUGCUGGCUCCAUUUUUGUGCUUGGCGAUGAUCCAAAGCCAAGGCAGAGAAGAAUCUCAGAGUUCGUGAAUAAGACAAGGGCGGGAUCGCACUUCAACCAUUAUGCUAAUGGCAACGGAUGGUGGGAGUCCGGCAUGGAGGGAGUGGACAAUGAGGAAGUUGGUUUUAAGGAAACAUGGGAAGGCAUGGGCUCCACCUCUUUGGGAGGAUUGCAGUGGCAAGACCUAGAUUUGUGAUUGUACAGUUCCUUUUUUGAAACCAGAGCUUUGAUCUUCAAACGAUCAGGCACCUGCACGUCUCAGUUGCUAGAUUCAGGUACAAUAUAUCUCGUAUAAGGUUGGACCUUGCUUUAUGAUUCCAGUAGGACACAGCUGCCCUGUGAAAUUCAUUGCCUUUGUCUAAUUUAGGUGCGAGCUUCCACAUCA
Messenger RNA from Nymphaea colorata (pocket water lily), 979 nucleotides. RefSeq lists its product as uncharacterized. The coding region runs from base 107 to 790 and encodes 227 amino acids. The transcript has 5 exons. NCBI's taxonomy places the organism in Eukaryota, Viridiplantae, Streptophyta, Magnoliopsida, Nymphaeales, Nymphaeaceae. The record is from RefSeq and is a predicted model, not a curated record.